AUUGGCCUUUCCAUUGAUUGCUUUUUAUUCUAUGUGAAUUACGAAUUUGAAGUACCUACUUACUAGUAUUUAUUAUCACACGAUAAAACAAUUACCGUAACAAAUUCGAAUGAAAAGCUUUAUUAUAUACCUAGUUCAAUGCGAAUUAUUAUUGUAAGAUGACGAGUUGACAGCUCCUUUCAUAUCCGCAAUUGCUGGUACAGGUUGAUUCCAAAAUGGUGGUCGUUUGUUGUGCUUGUGAUUUUUAGAAUAACUGUGCAUUUAUGUAUAUAUCGUGGUCCAUGUAUACAAACUUCUAAUAAGAUAAAAAAAAUGGACGAAAAGGAAGAAGUUGUUGAAAAUUCCACAGAGGUGGAAAACGAUACCUCUACAAAACCCGAAGAAGAGAAAAAGGAAGAUGAUAAUGUUAAAAAUGAUAAUGAUGUAGAAAAAACUGAGCUGAAGGAAGAACCACCAAAUACUGUUGACGAAACUGGUGAUACAAAAAUAAGCAGUGAUGAGCAAAGUGAUUUAACUAAUCACACAGAUCAAACAAGUGUAGAAGAAAAUAGCCAAAAUGAUAAGCAAGAUGAUGAAGGACCUUCACCUGCACCAUCAGAUGAUAUAAAUACAGCUAGUGAAGAAAGUGAAAAGGUUGAUGAAGUGUUAAAUGAUGAAAAUGAAAAAGAUAAUAAAAGCAUUGGAGAUAUUGAACAGAGUAAGAAUGAAAGUGAUAAUGAUAGUAAAGCGGAAACAUUAAAAGAAGAAUCAACACCAGACGUAGGUUUACAAGGUACACAAGGGGGUACUAGCCAAGAUUCUGAGGACACAUUAAAAGAAACGCCCACGGAAUCCAGUCAGGAAGAGGCUAGUGAAGCUAAAAAUGAAACAGACGUAGACAAUAAUGGAGACACAGAUAAAGUACAAAAACCUGAGUUUGAAACAGCUCCCAAUGUAUCGGUAGAGGAUUCUCAAGAAGAUCAUACACAGGCAUUAGAUCCAUUUGACGCUUUACUGAAAGACACCACAGAUGCUCAAGCAGAGACAAGCACACAGAUGGCUGACGCUUCAACAAAUAUAGACGAUGAUGAUGACCACAAUGUAGAUAGUGUUGAUCAUCAUGUGGACAGUGUGGACAAUGUGGAUGGUGAAGAUGAUCAACAUCCAGAUGAAAGUGUAUCAGAGUUGACAGAGGAACCAGGGGCAGAUGAGGAAGUGUGCCUCCUUCCCGACACGGAGAGGGAAUUGUCGGAAGAAGAUAAGGCUGAAGCGGAAAAGGUUUUAGCUGAAAAACGGAAACAAGCAGAGGAAGCAGCAUCAAUAGCAGCGAAUCCGAAACUCGAAACGGAGACACAAGACUCACAAACAGAGACAGCAGAAGAUGCGACUAACGCUAAUAGUCAAGCAGAUGGUGUAGAAGCAUCUGUGCAUGAAGAGGGCAAUGAGGAUGGUAAUGAAAAUGAGAACGAAAAUGGUGGAGAUAAGGAAAAUGACCAAGAGGAACCAGCGGAAGCCGAAGGGCAUGGCCCAAUAUCAAUAAGAGAAACUGUCCCCAUAAAAACACAAUGUGAACUUUGUAAAAUUUCACAAACAUGCAAUUUUUUCUUCUGCACAGACUCAGAUGAACGAAAAUACUUUUGUGGUGAAUUCUGUGUCAAUUCCUUCCAAGCUGAACAUCCCGAUCAGUAUGUAUUAAUUAAAAACAAAUAUGUGAUUGACGAAAUAAACCCUAGAGAUUGUAUGUGCUCGGAAUGUGAAGAAACGAAAACAUGUUAUUUCUUCUACAACUAUGAAGGCGAAGAUACUUAUUAUUGUUCCCUAAGAUGCUUGCACAGCAUGAUGGCUGAUGAAGUAGAAAAGUACACCUUUAAACGACGCAGGAUUACAGUGGACAAUGAAACACCCCCAACUAGUGAAUGUUAUUGUUGUAAAGAAACUAAAAAAUGUAAUUACCAUGCUAAAAAGUAUGGAGAAGAUAUAUAUAUUUGUGAUCAGCCAUGUUUAAAAUCACUCAAUUUGCAAGAGAAUGGAAGGUAUUUAGUGUCAAAGAAACGGGCGUCACGCCAUAUACGAAGUAAUCCCAUUUCUGUUAAAACACAACUUUUAAGGUUACAAGUUAUCAGUAAUGCAACUGAUAAGUAUUUGGACGAAGCAUACAAAAUCCAAGCAAAAACGCCGGCCAUGGUUGCAGCGGCGAGGGAGGAACGAGAACGAUCGUUUUUAAGAAUAUGUAGCCAAUGUUCUUUGAUCAUUAACAAGGAUGAAAAAAUGUUGACAUGGGAGACUAUGGACUUUUGUAACGAAGUGUGUUUGGGGCGGUAUCAGAAUAAAAUUGGUUCUAAAUGUGCGAAUUGUAAGAAUGUAGUGUUACAUACGAGUUUAGGGAAGUAUUGUGUGCGUUUCGGUUAUGAUAUACGGCAGUUUUGUAAUUCUGGAUGCUUGGAAGAAUUCAAGAAGGGGUUGAAGAUAUGUUGUUACUGUCAGAAGGACAUUUCUGGUGGUCAUGAGGGCUUCCUCGCUCCGGUGGGCGAUAAAGGGCAGUUCAAAGAUUUCUGUACGCAGAGCUGUAUGGAGAAGUUUGACCAGAUGAGCAAGAAUCCGGUGCCGCAGCCAGUCUGGGCAAAGUGCGCAGUGUGCUCAUUGGAAAAGUCUACAUCAAUAGAGGUGGAAGUCAGCGAAGAUGUGUGUCAGAGGUUAUGUUCUGACCCAUGUUUUGCGGCUUUCAAAUUUGUCAACAAUAUAUUUCCAGAUCAAUGCCGCUGGUGUAAAAAGUACUUUGAAAGAAAAAGCAACAACAGUUUCACAAUAUAUGACGGAUCUUCCCCUCACCCCUUCUGUUCUAAGUCCUGUAUGAACAUUUAUAUAAGCAAUUCAAGGCAUAUAGUACCUUGUAAUUGGUGUAAAGUGAAGAAAUAUAAUUUCGAUAUGAUACAAAAGAUGCAACCCAACGGACAAGCAGUUAUGAUGUGCUCGUUGAACUGUUUUAAUUUAUAUCAAGUUUCUAUUAACGCUGUAUCCUCGAGAAGAACGAAAUGUGAUAUGUGUAAACGGACUGCAUUGGCGCAAUACCAUUUGACAAUGUCAGAUGCUACAGUUAGGAACUUUUGUACAUACCAGUGUGUUAUGAGUUUUCAGGGCCAAUACUCGAAGCAUGCGUUGCCUGUGGGCAUGGGCGAACAAGCAGCCGAUACAACUAAGGCAGUACCCACUGGAGUGCCGAGGCGAACGUACGCUAAUAAAAAUGCUGCAAAGAACCAAAACCGCGCGAGCACGGGCAUGCCUGUCAUAUCGAAUGUGCAAUCUCUAGCCACGCCUCCUGUGCUCGCACCGACGAGAGGCAAAUCCAAACGCCAAGUGCAACCAGCUCCCGAACCAGAACCCCCACAAGCACCCAAAACACCCCCUCCCCCUCCCAAACCACCUACCCCUCCACCACCUCCACCCCCCAAAAUAUAUAACCAUGUUAUAGUCAAAACAUUACCCCCUCACGAAGUAGCGAAUAAAUCAACUAUGGCUAAACCAAUGAUGGUAUCAAAAGGAGUAUCUUGCCGGCCUCACCCGUGUACUAAAGAAUGCCAAACCGACCCGAGUUUAGAAAGAAAGGUCUUAAUACCGGUCCCUGUACCGAUAUACGUACCAGUACCGUGUGCUAUGUGGUCGCUACCGUUCCCCAUACCCGUACCUAUACCGCUGCCUAUACCGACUCCAGUUUUCAUACCGACAACGAGGAAUUCAGCGAAGGGGAUAAUGAAGGAAAUUAACAAGAUACACGAUAAGAUGCCGACCGAUCCGUUUGAAGCAGAAUUGCUUAUGAUGGCGGAAAUGGUGGCUGGUGAUAAAAAGAAAGAUCAGAGCGAUUCGGAUACUGAGGAUGAGAAUGAGGAAUUCAGUCCGGUUACUGGCAUGGACGGCAACAACGCGUUCGGCGAAGAUAUGUUACAAAUGGCGUUGAAAAUGGCCACGGAAUAUGAAGACCAGCCGGUCGAUCUAGAAUCCGCUAUGACGGCCAACACUAUCACGCCCAGCUCGCAUCCAGGCAUGCCAGGUCUAGAAGGCGAAGGCAUGCACCACCACCACAUGAUGGUGCUAGAGCAGCAGCGCGCGGUGGCUGCACUGCGCGCGGGGCAGGCUGCCGGUGGUGCGGCGGGCCGCAAGCGCGCACCGCCCGCGCCGCCCGCCGCGCCGCGCCCGCGCGCCAGCAAGCGGCGCCGCGACCCCGCGCCGCCGCCGCAGCCGGAGCCGCCGCGCGAGCCCGCCGAGAAGCCCGACGCGAACAUGUGCCUCAAGUACACAUUCGGCGUAAACGCAUGGAAGCAGUGGGUUAUGACGAAGAACGCGGAAAUAGAAAAGAGUUCCAUACGACGGAAGCCCUUCAAGUCUGAGAUCUUACAGUUAACAGCUGAUGAGCUGAAUUAUUCGCUAUGCCUGUUCGUCAAGGAGGUGCGGAAGCCGAACGGCAGUGAAUACGCGCCGGACACUAUUUAUUAUUUGGUUUUAGGUAUACAGCAAUAUUUGUUUGAAAACGGUAGAAUAGACAAUAUAUUCACGGAUCCAUAUUACGAGAAAUUCACGGACUGUUUGGACGAGGUGGCGAGGAAGUUCUCUGUGUUAUAUAAUGACUCGCAAUACAUAGUAACGCGAGUGGAAGAGGAACACCUAUGGGAGAGUAAGCAGCUCGGCGCGCAUUCGCCACACGUUCUUCUAUCUACCCUCAUGUUCUUCAAUACGAAGCAUUUUAAUUUAGUUACGGUAGAAGAGCACAUGCAACUAUCCUUCUCGCACAUUAUGAAGCAUUGGAAGCGGAAUCCGAACCAGCCGGGGCAGGCAAAGAUACCCGGCGCUAGGAAUGUGCUGUUGCGGUUUUAUCCGCCGCAAUCCGCUUUAGAAGCGAAUUCGAGAAAGAAGAAAGUGUAUGAACAACAGGAGAACGAAGAAAAUCCACUGAGGUGUCCCGUAAAGUUGUAUGAAUUUUAUAUCUCUAAAUGUCCGGAAUCUGUGCGCACACGCAACGACGUGUUCUACCUGCAACCGGAGCGGUCGUGCGUGCCCGACUCCCCCGUGUGGUACUCCACGCAGCCGCUCAGCAGACACGCGCUCGCCAAGAUGCUGCACCGCGUCAAGAUGGUCAAGGAGAUCAAUAUUGCGCUGCUCACCAGCUAAGAUUACACAUACGAGUGUUUUGACGGAGAACAUUCGUGAUAGCCUGAAUAUGAUAGAUUAUGUUCUGGAUAUGUUUCAAUAGUUACAAACGCUGUGACGGUGACUCGUAUUGUAUAGUGCGCUCUGUGUAUUGUUGUGAAAAUUACAAUGUAUAUUUUUUUACUUUGUAUAUCAGCCUGCUGAACGGACAGCUAAUGUUAAUUUAAAAUUAAUACAUAGAUUAUAUCGGAUCAUUUUAUAACGUUGCAAUUAAUGAAAUUUAUGACCUUUGUGUGGAAAUGAUUUAUGUGCAGAUGCGACUCAAUCGAUGUAUAUGAAGAAUAAUUUGGACUGGACAUAUUGAAAUUCGGGAUUAUGAUUAUAGUGUGGUUUCGAAAAGUAUUUUUAAUUUGUAAAUACGCAAAGCGAUCGUCGUUUAUUACAAUUAGAAAUGUAUAGGUGCGAUUUUGAUUGAUAAUUUCUUCGAGAAACCACUUAUUACAUGUAUGUAAUAUAAAAUACAAAUUUGUAUGGUAUGUAGAAGUAAGUGAUAUAUAAUUCCAUUUUUUUUUAUUUUUAGAAAAUGAAGCACUCGUACAGUAAUAUAACAUUC
Colias croceus (clouded yellow) is the source of this 5731-nucleotide messenger RNA. RefSeq names its product zinc finger MYM-type protein 3 (gene woc). Gene Ontology annotation, molecular function: zinc ion binding. The transcript is spliced from 20 exons. The record is from RefSeq and is a predicted model, not a curated record. Lineage: Eukaryota; Metazoa; Arthropoda; Insecta; Lepidoptera; Pieridae. The coding region runs from base 313 to 5139 and encodes 1608 amino acids.